Halteromyces radiatus is the source of this 2241-nucleotide messenger RNA. RefSeq lists its product as uncharacterized. Gene Ontology annotation, biological process: long-chain fatty acid metabolic process; long-chain fatty-acyl-CoA metabolic process. Lineage: Eukaryota; Fungi; Mucoromycota; Mucoromycetes; Mucorales; Cunninghamellaceae. The record is from RefSeq and is a predicted model, not a curated record. The transcript has 8 exons. Bases 105 to 2123 code for a protein of 672 amino acids. Gene Ontology annotation, cellular component: endoplasmic reticulum; plasma membrane; lipid droplet. Gene Ontology annotation, molecular function: long-chain fatty acid-CoA ligase activity.
AUAAUUUGAUGAGAUAGGAUGAACCUAUAUCAAUGUAUAUAAAAGACAUUGACCAACACCUUAUUAUACAAAGUAAUCAAUUAUAUUUAUUUAUUCUUUGAUUGAUGAGAACGUUUACUGUAGAAGUUGGCCCUGAACAACGCAAUGGUGGUCGCAUCCGUCGGACUUAUUUAUCCCCAGAAACACUUGUUCGCAUUCCAGAUACCACGGUCCACACUUUAUAUGAUGUCCUGACAUUUGCCAAGAAGAAGUAUCCUCAUCGUAACGCUUUUGGUUAUCGUUCCAUUGAAAAAGUGGUGCAAGAAGAAAAACAGGUGACUAAAUAUAUCAAUGGCGAAGAAAAACAAGAAACAAAGACUUGGAAUUACUUUCAACUUUCCCCUUACAAAUAUCUCACCUAUUUUCAAGCUUCCAAAGAAGCUCAUUACCUUGGCGCUGGUUUCGCUCAUCUUGGUCUAUCGGAAAAAUCAAAAGUUGAAUUAUUCGCACCAACAAAUAUGGGAUGGCUUUUGACAGCACAUGGACUAUUCACACAGAACAUGACGAUUGUCACGGCUUAUGAUACUCUGGGUGAAGAAGGAUUAUUACAUUCAAUGAAUGAAACUGAAGUGGAAGCCAUUUUCACAACUGGAGAAUUAUUACCAAUGGUGACCAAGGUUGCUGGGAAAUGUUCAACUCUCAAAUUUGUAGUCUAUGCUGGUGAUGCUAAAUCUGAUCAUCUGGAGAAACUCAAAAACGUCAUUCCACAUGUAUAUACCAUGAAUCAAGUCGCCCAAUUUGGAAAAGCCAAUCAUCGUGAGCCAAGAAAACCUGAACCCGAAGAUAUUUGUUGUAUCAUGUAUACAAGUGGAUCUACAGGAAAUCCAAAAGGUGUUGUUUUAUCUCAUAAAAACAUAGUCGCUGCAGUCGCGGGUUGUCAUAAAUUAUUAGGUCAUCUAGUUACAGAUCAUGAUUCCAUGAUGGCUUACUUACCUUUGGCACAUGUACUUGAAUUCGUGGUGGAAAAUCUAUGUAUCUUUUGGGGCGUGACUUUGGGUUAUGCAUCGGUACGUACUUUGACAGAUGCAUCAGUACGUAACUGUAAAGGUGACAUCAAGGAAUUUAGACCCACAUUGAUGACUGGUGUUCCUGCUGUUUGGGAAUCUAUUAGAAAAGGUGUAUUAGGAAAAAUCAACUCGGCAUCACCCAAGGCUCAAUCUAUCUUCCACAAAGCAUUUGCAACCAAAUCAUGGCUUAUGGAUCGUCGUUUACCUACUACUGUGAUUGAUAAGGUUGUCUUUAGUAAAAUAAAAGAGCAGGUUGGUGGUCGUUUGAGAUUUGCUCUCUCUGGUGGUGCUCCCUUGUCUUUGGAAACUCAAAAGUUCUUAUCUGUGGCCUUGUGUCCUAUCCUUGGUGGCUUUGGCAUUAUGGCUUGUAUCGUAGGUGUAGAACAAUUUGGAUACGGUCAUGUGGGAGCACCAGUACCAUGCUGUGAAAUCAAACUAGUAGAUGUACCUGAUGCCAAUUAUUUAUCAACCAAUUAUCCAAAACCUCAAGGUGAAAUAUGGGUUCGAGGACCAGCAGUGACUAGUAUGUACUGGAAACGGGAGGAUAUCACCAAGGAAACAUUUACGACGGAUGAUUGGUUACAAACCGGCGAUAUUGGUGAAUGGAACGAAAAUGGAACACUAUCUAUCAUUGAUCGUAAAAAGAAUUUGGUCAAGCUUAGUAAUGGGGAAUAUAUUGCAUUGGAAAAGUUGGAAUCCAUUUACAAGAGUUCUCUAUAUGCAUUGAAUUUAUGUGUGUAUGCGAAUUCAUUGUUACCUCGGCCUGUGGCGCUGGUCGUCCCUGUAGAAGCCGCCGUACGACAAUUGGCAAUUGAUCAUGGUGUGAAUGAUGAAAAGGACUGGACUCGACUCUGUGAACAUCCAACCGUCAAGACAGCCGUACUCAAGUCCUUGCUCGAUCUAGGAAAAUCCGCUGGACUCAAACCUGCUGAAUUCCUGUUUGAUAUUACGCUCUGCUCUGAAGAAUGGACGACGGAAUCGGGAUUGUUGACUGCAGCACAAAAAAUCAAACGUCAAGAUAUCGUGAAAAAGUACAAGACUGAAUUGGAUACCAUGAACGCAGCACAGAAACCUUAAAGAAGACAAUCAAGGUUAAUUACCCACCCCUUACUUAUUUAGUUACAGAUUACUAUUGUUAUUACUGUUAUUAUUGAUAUUACUGUUAUUAUUGUUAUUACUAUUAUUAUUGUUAUUA